AUGAAUCCAUCACAAGAAGCAAGGACAACAAUAGAAGAAGAACAGGAUCCAGUGGUUGUCCAUCUUGAUUUAUCAAUCUUAAGUGGUACCCUAAAGAGUACCUUUGCCCACCAAACCAAAUUGUUCCUGGAAUGGUACAAGGAGGAGCAAUUAUUUUCCUUUACCAAUUCCUUAAUUAUUCCAUUGGAAUAUUGCACAAGACCUACAAAAUCUGAUGUUUGGGCUUUUAGAUCUCCUAUUCCAAGAGAGGGAAUAUUUAUAUUUGGAAAGGGAGAAACACUUUCUGAUGCCGUAUGUAACAGAGCAAAUUGGUGGCAGGGUGGUGCAACAGUCUUGAUAGACCCUUCAGCUCCUCACAUGCGAGCUUCUAUUCCUCGUCUAUCAACAAAAAGGCGAAAAAAGAAGAAUAAUAAUAAGUGUGACCAGGUGCCAGGUGAAAUUGACACUUUGGAAGUAAUUUCACUUGAAUUACGAAAUGAUCCGGAAUAUAUGAAAGCUCGUGUCAAGGAAAAUGGAUUAUUUCUCUACUACGCACAUCCAGAUAUUCUUCAAAAUCGAGAUAUUGUUCUUGAAGCCAUAAGAAAUAAUGGAGCUGCUUUCAAGUUUCUUCCAUUCAAUCUGAGACAAGAUGAAGAAUUUGUAAAGAAAGCAGUAGAAUUGAACGGAGAUUCUUUUUACUACCUAAAUAGAGAAUUUAGAAAUAGACAGGAUUUGUUUGAGACUUCCAUAUUCACAAGUGGAACGGCUAUUCAAAGAGCUGGUGAAAAUAUUAGAAAGAGUCGCUGUUCCAUCUUCAAAUCUGUUUCAAAUGACUGGAGAGCCAUCUAUUGGGUUGAAAAAAGCUACCCAUUCUAUUCCAAUUUAAUUGAAUCGAUUCUCACUUCCAAAGUUAAUGAAUCUGAAUUGCUCCACUCAAACUUGAUUUCCUCGAAAGAACAACUUUUGAAGUUUCUUGAUAUUUCACACAAAGCUUUUUUCAUGAGCACCAAAGAGAUUACAUUGGAUGAACAGGUUAUUGUAAAGGCAAUGAACAAGAAUAUUUUGAUUGCGAACCAUCUCAGUCUUGAUCAUCUCACUAUAGUAUUGAAUGAUCAUGCCCUUAUAAAACAAAUGAUCCAACAUCAAGGUGUGGAAUGGAAUGAAGAUAUGGCCGAAUUAAUUUUGAAAAAUUCAUCCUCUACUGACAUUGCCAGAGAAUUAAUAAGAAAAUAUCCUUGUUGUGCAAAGCAUGUCUCCGGCAAAUCUCCAAUAUUGUUGGACCCAUUCAUUAUGAGAAAUUUCGAACAACAAUUCCUAUUUUUGUACGGGCAUUCUCGUUUUAUUUUUGAUAAGAAUAAUAGAGAAUAUUUGGAAAAAUUAGGGUAUUGCUUUCAUGGAACUAAUUAUUUGGAUGCUUUGAAAGAAAGAUUUGCACAAUCCUAUCCAGAUCUUGUUAUUCCAUGGCAUAGAUUUGGAAAUUUUGAAACAUUUGCUCCACAAUUGAACUAA
This is a messenger RNA of Naegleria gruberi, 1488 nucleotides long. RefSeq lists its product as uncharacterized. The record is from RefSeq and is a predicted model, not a curated record. Lineage: Eukaryota; Heterolobosea; Eutetramitea; Acrasida; Naegleriidae. Bases 1 to 1488 code for a protein of 495 amino acids. The transcript has a single exon.